Syngnathus typhle (broad-nosed pipefish) is the source of this 1704-nucleotide messenger RNA. It is a transcript of the gene gpalpp1, whose product is annotated as GPALPP motifs containing 1. Lineage: Eukaryota; Metazoa; Chordata; Actinopteri; Syngnathiformes; Syngnathidae. Bases 144 to 1157 code for a protein of 337 amino acids. The record is from RefSeq and is a predicted model, not a curated record. The transcript is spliced from 7 exons.
GGGUGAACUACAACAGAGCAUGCGCAGCCCUGUUCAAAAUGUCGUCCUGGGUGAAGAGCGAAAUGUAAUGUUUUCCAUGGAUCGCAAUGACAAAACACAUUUUAGAAAACAAGUAAACGUGGUUUGUGCUAACCGCUGCCAGUAUGGCCUCCCAAAACUCAAUAGGACCUGCUUUGCCCCCCAACUUUAAAAACGCGGACGAUUCUGAUGAUGAACGUGACUUUGCUGGUCCCGCUUUGCCUCCUGGUUACAAACGAAGAGAACAGUCCAGCUCGUCAGAUGAAAAUGAAGAAGUGAUCGUCAAAAGACUCAAGACGUCUGAAGACAAGCAUGCAGAAGUGGAGAAGACAAAAGCAGAAGAUGACGAUGGCUUCUUUGGACCAGCAUUGCCACCAGGUUUUUGCAAGAAACAGAGCUCGCCAGAAAGGCCACCUGUGCUGGGACCAGUUUUGCCUCCAGGGUUCCGCCGUGCAGUGAAUGAUGACGACGAGGAUGAAGAGGGUUUCUCUGGGCCUGCCUUGCCACCCGGCUACAAGGCGGACUCCCUCAGUAGCGAGGAGGAGGAUGACUUGAUUAUUGGACCCAUGCCAUCCGACGGUCCAGUUCAAAAUACAGUGGCUCUGGACAUUGAACGCAGAGCACGAAUAAUGAAAGACAAGCUGACUAAAGUUGAUGUUCCAGAGGCGCCAACCCGAGACACUUGGAUGACAGAGCUUCCACCAGAACUACAACAUAUCGGUUUGGGGGCUCGCACUUUCAAGAAGAAGUCAGGUCCGGAGAAGGGUGACCGCUCCAUUUGGACCGACACACCUGCAGACACAGAGCGCAAGGCCAGGGAGCGCCUCGAGAAAAAAAAGACAGGGGAGACUGAGAAAGAUUCUGCUCCACAAAUCUCUCGAACGGAUUUGGAAAUGGCGGACAAAGUGUCCAAAUAUAAUAAAACGAAACGCUCAGAGUCUCUGCUGAGUUUGCAUGCGAAGAACCUGAAGGAGAAAGCAAAGCAGGUGGAAGACAAGCCGGUGGAGAGAAGAGCGUUUGAUCGGGAAACUGACCUGAAGGUCAAUCGCUUCGAUGAUGCACAGAAGCAGCGCCUGCUGAAGAAAUCUCAGGAACUGAACACGCGCUUCUCCCACAGCAAUGAUAAGAUGUUCCUUUAAAGACUGUGUUUAUAGUCAAAUGUUGUCCACCAAAUAAAACACGGAAAUGGACAAUUAUUUGGAAGAUGAGGGCCGAGAGGCGGGGUUUGCAUUUUUUUCUAGGAGAUUAGUUUAAUCUAGUCAGUGUAAAAAUGUUAUGACUAAGUAACAUUUCUUCCCAUGCCAUUCCUUAAAAUGGAAACAUUGUAAAUGUAGUUUUAUUUUUUUCUGCUGUCAGUAAGAAAUAGUAAACAAUCGUUUCAUAUUGUUAUAAAGUAAUGUACACUCAAUGUAACUUCUGUAAAUGCUCGUGAUGUUAUUGCUGCGCUUCAAUGUCAUUUUAUACUAUACAUAAAAAACAUUUUAUUUUUUUAAUUCGAUAAGAAAAUUUACCAUUGAACUAAUGCUGUUGCCCAAGGGAACUCUGGAAAACACGAACUAGUGAAAUUAUAUCUACCGCAAAAAAAUCUGCAACAGACCCAAAUACGUCUCUUUAUGUUGUGUUUCAGAGAUUAUCUGUUUAUUAUUUUUUGUAAGAAAAUAAAGUGUUCAUUGUAUUGUGAAAUUA